AACCAGGGCACAAUGUUUUUCCAGGUUAGGUCUCUGGAAAAAACUCCUGGCCCUAAUCCCAUGUAAUUUGUUUCUCUUGAGCUCUUCAUAUGUUUUUCGAUAUUACUCCCUCUGAGUCUUCUCCCUCCACCCUCCCAUUCUGAAUGUAGUCUGUGUACCCAUAUUCAAAUUCCCAUUUCCCUUAAAUGACCUAACCAUCACAAUAGGGGAAUUUAUGUUCAGAAAUAGGGAGUGAGGAAGAAGGUGCCUGCACAUUUCAGUAGAUCAAACGCUGUGCCCGCGGUUGGUUUGAUUUUGUUCCGCUUGAGAGGGUACCCAGAACGAAGAAGUCUGUAUCCCAUCUGUUGAAGAAUGGACAGGAUUCAACAUCUGUUAUUAUGGGCUGUGUUGGUGGUGUGCUGUUUAGCUGAGCGGCAGUACUUCAUCCAGUCGAACCCAUCCACCUGGGAACAGGCCAGACUCCACUGCCAGGUGUGCUAUAAAGACCUGGUGAGCCUCACCCCUGACAACAACCUGCAACUCGUCCAGAACCUAAACUCUAGUUACUGGAUCGGCCUCCGCAAGACUAUUCGCAAUGACUCCUACCCCUGGUCCAGCUGGUCCAACGGAGACCCCCUCACCUUCCAGAACUGGUACCCUGGCCACCCAGUACUCUCCAAGCCCAAGGACCAUGUGAUGAAAGUUAACUACGGCUCCAGCCUCCCCAAUGAAUGUGGGUGUUCCUGCACCAAUGAGAGCAAGCCUACCAAUGUUACCCCGGCACCUACUGCUGCCGGUAGCUACAAUGAUACUGGUUACGGUAAUGAUACAGAUGACACUUUCCCAGAGGAUGAAAACAUGACAACGUUAUCAACGAUGGAAGCCAUGGCAAAGAUGAAAGUAAUAGAGAAAGCUGAGAGGACUACAAUGGCAACAGAGGUGACAACGAUGACAUCUGAAAUGACUACGGGACCAACGUUCUUUACAGGAGUUACUGGUGGCAUCAGUGGGACGAAUGAGACGGACACAGAUGAGAACCAGUGCAUAGCCCUAUACAGUUUUGGACUUUGGUUUGAUCAAAUCUGCUCAAAGCCUACCCCCUAUAUCUGCUAUGAAGACCGUUUCUACGGGAACGCCACCAUGACCAACAAGACCCUACACAACGGGACUCUGCACUGGACCCGCGGGCCUGGUGACAUCAGCGACUACAGGGUGGAGGUCAACUCCUCUGACUACAACCUGACCCUAAACCACAGCAACUUGAACCGGACUUACUUGACCUACGACCUUUCCAACCUCACCGCCGGCACCCAGUACAAAGUCCAGGUGUUCCCCAUUAAGUGUGGAAGGGACCUCAACCCACAGAACGUCUCCUUCUACACCAAGCCUGAUGUGAUCAAAUACCUCAACGUCACCAAGGUCUCAGAAACCAAGAUCGCCCUGUCCUGGUCCGCUCCUGAGGGCAACCGUGACUUCUACUACAUCCAGGUGAGGGGUCAACCUCAUCUGAAAAUGACCACACACACAGAGAGCGCUGUGGUGAAAGGCCUGAUACCGGGGGGGUACUACACAUUUGAUGUCAACGCCAAAGUGGAGGACGAGUCCAUGGAGGGAGACCCACUGAACAUCUCCUCCUACACCAAGCCAGGAAAGGUGUCAAACUUAAAGGUGUCUGAUCCUACUGCUGACUCUGUCCACCUCCAAUGGGAGCAGCCCGCAGGGAAUAUCUCUGGGUUUAGAGUGGACGUCUUGCAUGAAGAAAACGUCAAUAACAAGACGCUGAAAUACAUAGACCUGAACAAUACAAGUCUACGGGUCACGGAACUGCCGGCAGGCGCCAAGCUCUGGCUGAGCGUGGUAGCACUGGUGCCCGAUGCAUUUGUGAAAGGAGAGCCCAGCACCGUGAUUGCCUUCACCAGUCCAAGUGGCAUUACAGACUUAGAGUUGGUCCCUGCUACGUACACCAUCAAGGUGACCUGGACAGCUCCCACGGGCAACUACGAGACUUUCAGCGUUCAGCUCAAUCUAACCGCCUUGGAACAGGAAGUUGAAAAAAAGGAGCAAAACGCCAGUUCUCUCUCCUUCACGGGACUGAAGGCAGGAGCCGAAUAUACAGUGACAGUCACCACUCUGAAUGGGUAUCUCAAGAGCCAACCAAGUAGCAGAACAGUUUUCACUUUUCCUGUCCAACCGGAACCGGCCAAAAUCGACUCCUUCAGUGAGAGUCAUGUCACCCUGUCAUGGGGAGCCCCCAAGGCAUCCCAAGGCGUAGAACUGACGUACCUGGUCAAAUACACCACUGAAUUCUGGAAUUUGGCAAAGAAUGUCAUUGUGAAAAAUGCCACCACCUAUAUAUUUCAUGGGUUGCAUGCUGGGACCAACUACGACUUCGAAGUACGAGUGAAGGCGGGAACCCAGGAAAGCAGUCCGGUCACAGUAUCACAGAUGACAAUUGCUAAGAAGAGGGUUCUGACUAUUACCACGAAGUGUUCCUCCAGCGUACCCCUCCACUGCGAGGACAUCCGCACACAGACAGAGGUCCUGUCAAAGUUGCAGGAGCAUUUCCGCAAGGAGUUCUACAAGAAGAUAGAUAUUGUGUUCUGGGAACUGGACUGGAGAGAGGCAUAAUAUCUCACACAAGCUCGACCAAAUACUACUACUUUAAUACACAUUUAUGGGAAUUUGCCGCAACACUUUUGGUCCCCUAAAAUGGGGGUACUAUAUACAAAAAGCGCUGUAAUUUCUGCACGGUUCACCCGAUAUAAAUGAAAAUAUACUCAAAUUAAAGAGUACAGAGUACAUAUCUACUUUAACCUCGUAGUCACUGUAUCAUUUCAAAUCCAAAGUGCUGGAUUACAGAGCCAAAACAAAAACAACUACUUUCCCAAUACUUUGGGAGCUCACUGUAUGUGUGUUGAAUUCCUUGUCCUUGUUUUCAAGAUGUCAUGUUUUCUUUGCAAAUGCAUUUUAGUAACAUAUUGUCUCUUACCAAUUGUCAAAUGAAUCAAUGAAAAUGUACUUCAUCUGACUGCGGUGUGGAUAAAACGACAUUAUGUAAUCAACUUAGCUUUUCUAGUGUAAAACAAGUAUUUUCUAGUAAGUCUCUGUGCAUCUCAAUCAAGAAGGCACCUGAUGUUGAAGAUGAUUGGUUUUUCGAUUCAAACAAUUUUGCUUGUUUGACGCUAUACUGUUUUUUUGUAUUUUUUACAACAUGGUCGGCAACGUUACGUGGGGUAGUGGAUAACUAUUGGACUAUUUGUAGCAAAUAGCAAUCGAUAACUACUGUAUUGAACGACGAUGCAAUGCCCCAAACGUGUAAUUAAUUGGUGCACUAACCGAAAAUGUAGCAAUGUAGCAUUUUGCUCCAUUCCAGUAGUUAAAAAACACAAGUGAAAACUAAGUGCUUAGUGAGCGGAGACGAUGCCUGUCCAACAUUUCCAUUCUCUGAAACCAACCACGAAGCACAGCAGUUGUUCAAAGUAACUAGAUAGCUCGGGAGCUAAAUGGCUUCUCAUAUCUGUGAAAACCAAGGCUAUCUAAUGAGUUAUCUUCUUGACCUCAGAAUGUAAGCACGGGUACUACUAGCUAGCUAGUUAAAGGGACAUUCCACUCCAAAAUCUAAUGUUGUUAGAUUAUGUUUUAGACCUAUAUCAAGAUCCACAUCCCAUUACCAUCAAUUCCAAAUGAAUGGAAUUGGACAUUUCCAAACGAUCUCUCUUUGAAGAUGUGUUGCAACUCCGCUGUUGCGAGAAGUUCUCCACUAUAGCCUGCAAAAGCAUAUCCUUUCACCGGUAAUUAUGACACUCUUUUGUUUGGAGGAUGAGCAAUGAUGAAAGACGUGUUUUAUAUCAUCACAAUUUCCUAAAACUAGAAACAUUAUGGGCCAGUUUCCUGGAUACAGCGUAAGCCUUUUCCUAGUCUAAAAAACAUUCUCAAUGGAGAAUCUCCAUGUAAAUAUCUUUUUUAGUCCUGAUUGGGACUAAUCUGUGUCUGGGAAACUGUCCCUUAGUGUAUAAUCAGCAUGCGCAGUUAUUCUCUCAUUUCUUCAUUGCAUAGCAUACUUGUGCCCUAUACCAAAACCAACCCCUACCCCAUGGCACUUAUACCUUGUCCCCUGUGUCUUCUCCAUAGGUUUCCUAGGAACACAGAGCGAAGGCUCCAGUGGUGUUCUGCCCCCAUCUGACAAAGUCCUGACCAGCAGUGGAUCCCCAGCACCUAACGUUUGUUCCGCAGCAAACACUUCACCCACAACAUGUUUGACCUCACGGGCCAGAUGGUCAGACUGAGGGGCCAGAUGGUCAGACUGAGGGGCCAGAUGGUCAGACUGAGGGGCCAGAUGGUCAGACUGAGGGGCCAGAUGGUCAGACUGAGGGGCCAGAUGGUCAGACUGAGGGGCCAGAUGGUCAGACUGAGGGGCCAGAUGGUCAGACUGAGGGGCCAGAUGGUCAGACUGAGGGACCACACCGUACCCUCAGUCUUCAACUUCCGCCAGAGGGGGAAGAACCCGCCCUUCAUCAUCCAGGGCUUCCACUUCAGGGUGUCAGAGUCCACCGUGUCCCACGUCUGGAGCACCUGGAUGGAGCUUCUGCCGAGACGGAUGAGACGGGGAGAGGGUUGAAAAGAGAGUAUGCAGAGGGGAGAGUAGGGAGGGUAGCCUCUUGGUGGAAGGAGGGGGCAUAGGGAGGUAGAGGUGUGGGGAGAGUGGGAAACAGAGUGAGACCAAAAAUAAAUACAAAAUACAAAGAAAGUUUGAAUGAAACCUAGGUAACAUCAGAUUACGUACUGUACUUGCCCCAUAGCAUGAACUUGACUCUUAUCAGUAAAUAAUUAUUAGAAUGUCGGUAGAAUCAUGAGAUAAUGCUGGUUUUAGGUUGUACUUUGUAGUCCGCCAAAACAAAGCCAUUGUUUUGACUACUCCGGAUCUGACUUAACGAACCACGUGAUUGUUAGAGAUAACCGUUAUCGGUAGGAGUUUUAUUUUUCCUGUGCUAUUCACCUAUACUGUAAUUGUAACCUAUAAGCCUUGAGCACUCUCGUUCCCUCUCCCCACCAGAUCCCCAGCCAGCGUUACAUCACUUCUUUCCAGCCUCGCCUAGCCAACGGCCGCCAGUUCUAGUUCCUCGAGUGUGCCGACAUCCACUCCAGCCGCCGCAAGCGAGGGGACACACCCAACCCCUCCUACCAGGCCCUACCACUACCUCUGCAGCGAACGCGUUUGUUGUCUGAUGGACAAGGGGAUGGCGUUCCGUUACCUGAGGGCGGUGCACCCUACCCGGAUCGGGGGUGUAGCUAGACAGGGCCUGGGAGGUGUGCUGCUGCCUGGCCUGCCUUCUUCACCGCCCUCAGGGAGUCAAAUAGGUCCAAGACCAAGGGCCUCUGUUACAAAUAUCUCUGCGAGCAGGCCCAGACCAACUACCUCCAUGAGGAGGCCCAAGCUACCACCUACAUGUGAGGAGGCCCAGACUUCAACUAAAAGCUGCGUGGGCCUCCUGAAAGAUGUUUUUU
Messenger RNA from Oncorhynchus gorbuscha (pink salmon), 5484 nucleotides. Its product is annotated as receptor-type tyrosine-protein phosphatase eta-like. The record is from RefSeq and is a predicted model, not a curated record. Bases 352 to 2607 code for a protein of 751 amino acids. Gene Ontology annotation, molecular function: protein binding. The transcript has 13 exons. Lineage: Eukaryota; Metazoa; Chordata; Actinopteri; Salmoniformes; Salmonidae.